Molecule: messenger RNA, 576 nt
Organism: Cylicostephanus goldi
Lineage: Eukaryota; Metazoa; Nematoda; Chromadorea; Rhabditida; Strongylidae
Source: the annotation of a GenBank genome assembly
AUGCCUUUUUGUGGAUUUGAGCGUUACACAAAUAGUGUGCUUGUUGCAUUGACGUUCGUUGGAUUCUGUCGCUUUCGACGGUUAUUCACAACGGAUUCUGUGCAUACUUCUGCAUUCGUAGCCUUACUCUUUCCGGUAAGUGUUGGUCUAUCUUCACUUGCUGUGCUGACGCGACAAACGAACAUCGUCUGGGCUGGCUUCAGUGCCGCUAUUCGCCUUUUUCGAGGUAUCGACACGUCUAAGCCUUUCUCUUCGCUGGUUCAUUCACUUAUUAGCCUUGCAUCGUUUAUAAUCCUAGCAUUUUCCUUUGUUGUUUUCGUCUUCAUCAAUGGAGGCAUUGUCCUGGGCGAUGCCUCUGCUCACCAUCCACGUUUACAUCUUGCUCAGUUGCUCUAUCUGACUCUUUUUAUAGCCAUUCAUGCUUGGCCUCAUGCUCUACCUCGAUUGACCAAGUUACUGGUAGCAGCUGAAGUAAUCUCGCAAAUGAUUGUUUUCAGUUCUGUCUUUUAUCUGUUUCUGUUCAAACCAUUCGAAUGGGCUAAUGAGCCAGGGGCAAAACAAAGAUUUAUGUGGUGA